AUUUGACAACACUACUGUCAGUUCCCUAAACUCGCAACAUCAUUCGGAACAAACUGUUUAGUGUUUCUAUUUGAAUUUAAGAAAAAGUUGUGCUCACUCGAGAAUAUUUCAUUCCCAUCAGUUUGCUUUGUAUCAGUUCAUAGAAACUAAAAUUAUGGACGGCUCGAAUGACUGGAGAAAUGCUCACCACAGCACCGGGACAACUAUUAUGGCCGUAGAGUUCAAUGGUGGAGUGGUAGUCGGAGCGGAUUCACGUACCAGUACGGGCACAUACGUAGCGAAUCGUGUAACAGAUAAGUUGACCAAGCUGACCGAUAAAAUCUACUGCUGUCGCUCCGGUUCUGCCGCAGAUACACAGGCGAUCGCGGAUAUCGUUGCGUAUUCGCUAAAUUAUCACGAAAAUCAAACCGGCGAGGAACCGCUGGUCUCGGAUGCAGCCAAUGAGUUUCGGCAGUAUUGCUACAACUAUCGUGACUCGCUGGUAGCCGGCAUCAUUGUUGCUGGCUGGGACAAAAAGAACGGAGGACAGGUUUAUUCCGUUCCGGUGGGAGGAAUGCAAAUUCGACAAAAUGUCACCAUUGGAGGAUCUGGCAGUUCGUACAUCUACGGGUUUGUUAAAGAACAUUACCGUGAAGGCAUGGCCAAAGAGGAGUGUAUGGAAUUCGUGAAGAAAUCCAUCUUCCAUGCCAUGUAUCACGAUGGAAGCUCUGGAGGCGUUUGCCGUAUUGGAAUCAUUACCGAGGAUGGAGUUCAACGACAUGUUUUCUUUGCUCCUCGUGAUUAUGAGAAUAAUGCCGGAGUCACAGCAGGACCGUCAGUUACUCUACAAGCCUAAAGCAGCUCGAGAAAAUAAUCACAAUAAUUUUUUUUUCUGAUA
Molecule: messenger RNA, 877 nt
Organism: Toxorhynchites rutilus septentrionalis
Lineage: Eukaryota; Metazoa; Arthropoda; Insecta; Diptera; Culicidae
Gene: Prosbeta1
Product: proteasome subunit beta type-6
Exons: 3
Coding region: 155-835 (226 amino acids)
Cellular component (GO): proteasome core complex
Molecular function (GO): threonine-type endopeptidase activity
Source: RefSeq, a predicted model, not a curated record